UAGAUGUAUAUAAAGUGCGCUUGGCGAGGUUCUUGUGGUAUAGUUAACUAGUUGUCCGGCAGGAGGAGGAUUGUCUCUUUUAGCAUAUUACUUCGACAGUCAAGAUGCCACGUGUCAAAGGUGAGAAGGGCCAGUCGGCCAUCGACAAGGUGGUGACUCGAGAGUACACUAUCAACAUGCACAAGAGGUUGUAUGGAGUUUCCUUCAAGAGGAGGGCACCUCGAGCUAUUAAGGAAAUCCGCAAGUUUGCUAAGCAGCAAAUGAACACAGAGGAUGUUCGUGUUGACACCAGGUUGAACAAGCACAUUUGGUGCCGUGGUAUCAGGAACGUUCCUUUCCGGAUUCGUGUUCGUCUCUCGCGUCGUCGUAAUGAGGAUGAAGAUUCUACUCAGCCCUUCUAUACUCUAGUUACAUUUGUGCCCGUUGCUUCAUUCAAAGGACUCGGAACUGAAAAUGUUGAUGAAGGUUCUGAUGAUUGAACAAUGAAUCAAUAAAAAAUAUAUACAUA
This is a messenger RNA of Homarus americanus (American lobster), 508 nucleotides long. It is a transcript of the gene RpL31, whose product is annotated as 60S ribosomal protein L31-like. The transcript has 3 exons. Gene Ontology annotation, molecular function: structural constituent of ribosome. Gene Ontology annotation, biological process: cytoplasmic translation. Lineage: Eukaryota; Metazoa; Arthropoda; Malacostraca; Decapoda; Nephropidae. The coding region runs from base 105 to 479 and encodes 124 amino acids. Gene Ontology annotation, cellular component: cytosolic large ribosomal subunit; ribosome. The record is from RefSeq and is a predicted model, not a curated record.